Molecule: messenger RNA, 1866 nt
Organism: Danio rerio (zebrafish)
Lineage: Eukaryota; Metazoa; Chordata; Actinopteri; Cypriniformes; Danionidae
Gene: fam131aa
Product: family with sequence similarity 131 member Aa
Source: RefSeq, marked validated
CUCACUGCUCGUCGACUCUGUACGUGUGAAAGAGACUCGUGUGUCUUUAAGAGAGCCGCAUUACAGGUGGGAUGACGCUGUCGGAGAGACUCGGUGUGGUGGGGACGAUGCGUUUGGUGGGUUAACAGCACUCAUUUCUACCCCUGUCUCUAAUGCUGAAGAAAAGCUGGUGUCUGUUAUUCACGGCCGAAGACGGCGACGCGAUUCUUCUCCUCAGACCCGACGCUAAUGCUGUAUCCAUGUGCAAUGCUUUUGACAGCUUUACCCCAACUAAAUCUAAAGGUUGAUGACCCUAUUGAUAUGCUCCCCAAGUCAAGAAAAGCCCUCAGCAUCCAGGAAAUCGCAGCUCUGGCCAGAUCUUCGUUUAAUGGAAUCUCUCAGGUGGUGAAGGACCACGUGACCAAACCCACAGCAAUGGCUCAGGGUCGUGUGGCUCAUCUGAUCGAGUGGAAGGGCUGGUCCAAGCCUUUAGACCCUCCGUCUGCGACACUGCAGUCCCACUUCAACUCGUACAGUCAUCUGAGUGAAGGAGAGCAGGAGGCCAGAUUUGCUGCCGGUGUGGCAGAGCAGUUUGCUAUUGCUGAGGCGAAGCUCCGUGCGUGGACUUCGGUAGAUGAGGAGGAGAUGGAGGAAGAGUCUUAUGAAGAAGAUCCCCCUCUAAAUCAUGAACCCAUCACAACCACUUUGAGCUCAGACGCUGUAUUAUCCAAUCAGAGAUGCUCGUUGUCAAAUCAGACCGAAUCGCACACGUCUGAACUCCCUCUCAUUCAGACGGACUCCGAAGACCUUCUCAACCCAGACGAAGACCCAGCACCGACCCAGGAGAUCCAGCUUUCAGAAGCAGAUGGCGAACAGGCCACGUGUGCGCUUCACAAAGCAGAGCGCAGGCCUCUGUGGAGCAAAGGAGACUCCUGCUACUACUCCACAUCCUACUCGGAAUCCGGCCUGUCGCCUGAGGAGGAAGACCAGGACGACAGAGAGGAAGGAGAGGACAACGUGUUUCAGGAAGUCAUCCGCUGGUACAGACACUGCCGGAGCAUCUCCGACACUUCUGGAGCCCUUUCUUUUGAUGAGGAAGAGGAAGAGGAGGAGGAAGAAGAACAGGACAAGCAGUGACGCUGUGCUCUCGCUCGCCUCUUUGUCUCUCUCCCUCUGUAGUGACCCUUCUGUGAAGUGUUUGUCCAGUCUGUUAUGCAUUCAGAGACCAGGACUCGUUUUUUUUUCUUCUUCUACGGUUUGUUUAAAGGGGUAGUCAUUUUAGAAAUGCCCAUUCUGCUAUCAUUUACUCACCCUGGUGCUGGUCAAAAUAUUUUUUCUUUCUUUUUUUUUAUUCCUAAGCAGCAUAAAUGCUGUUUGGCACAAUUCUGGUGCUAUAUUACUUUACAUAUAUUUGUUUAUAACUUAGGGUGAAAUGGUGGCUCAGUGGUUAGCAGCAAGAAGGUCGCUGGUUUGAGUGCCGCCUGGGCCAGUUGCCAUUUCUGUGUGGAGUUUGCUUGUUACUCCGGGUGCUCCGGUUUCCCCCACAGUCCAAAGAAAUGCGGUAUAGGUUAAUUGAACAAGCUAAAUUGUCCUUAGUGCAUGUGUGUGUGAAUGAGUGUGUAUGGAUGUUUCCCAGUACUGGGUUGCAGCUGGAAGGCCAUUCCACUAUGUAAAAAAAUAUGCUGGAUAAGUUGGCGGUUUAUGCCGCUGUGGCGACUCCUGAUGAAUAAAGGGACUAAGCUGCAGGAAAAUGAAUGAAUGAAUGUUUAUUACAUAUAUUGCAUGUAUAUUAUCGACAACACCUAUUCUUGUUUCAGUACAAUUUUGAAAAACUUUUUUUGAUCCGUUUCAAUUGUUGACUACUGUGUAUAAAUAUAAGUAAAUUUA